Molecule: messenger RNA, 5512 nt
Organism: Spirodela intermedia
Lineage: Eukaryota; Viridiplantae; Streptophyta; Magnoliopsida; Alismatales; Araceae
Source: the annotation of a GenBank genome assembly
AUGGCGGGGCUCCUCCGCAACUGUUACCCGAGGCGGGCUCUCCUUGCGACGCAGGUUCUCGUCCUCAUGCAAAACCCUUUUCCGCCUGUAUAUUCUUGGUAUCCAUAUAUAUGGCUGCUCUAUCAGAGCCAUUCCAUCCUUUGAUUUAGGAGGCGACCGUCGGUAAUCUCCUCUCGGAUUUACCAUAAUCUUGAAAGAUCUGGUAUUCCCUCUGGUAGAAAGGCGCAGAGAGAGAUCUCGGGAGGUGUGGAUGCAAGAUUUGGUGGAGUAAUUAGCCUCUGUUUCUCUUCUCUCGGCCCUCCUGUUGUGCCUGCCUGAAAGGACCCCAUCAUCCAUCCUAACCAACCCCUUCUGCUCAAAGUUUUCCACCAUUUCCUAGAUUUGCUGUUAGAUCGGAUCUGUGAAGUGGAGGUUGCUGGAUUCGAGUGCUGAGUAAUCUCUGGGGGAAUUUACGUGCUUUGCUUUCUACUUCUGUGGUCCUUGGUAAGGAGCCUGCUAUCCCUGCCCUUCUCCCCUUCACAGGCUGUAAGCUUUCCACAUUGGGGAGCAGAAGCGACGUUCUCUCUGUUCCGUGCUGCUCUGUCAAUCCUCCUGUCCCUACAAAUAGUGAUCUCUGUGAGACAAACGUCGAAAUUAAGGCUGUUUGUCUCUGUUUCUGCAUCAAAAUUCCGAAUCCGAAACGAAUGUAGCUCUCAUUUCUUGAUCACAAUGAACGCCUAGAACCGUUGUUCUACUCAUUUCUUGAUCAUCGCAUGCCUUCUGCAACCAUAGUUUGAUGAUGAGCUUUUCAUCCUUAAACUGUGAGAAAUUAGGGCAUGAUAUGUUGCUGUAUCAUCCAACUGUAAGAACUCAAUAAGUUUUGAUUUGAUCAUAUGAUUCGAAGAGAAAAAAAGGAAAAUAUUCUAUAAUUAUAAUUAAGUCACCAUUAUUAUUUGUUUUCGUUGGACACAACAAGAAUUUUCAUUAUGAAAUGAUAUCAGAAGGUUUUGAUAUCGUUGUGGAAAUUCCUUUUUCUCUGCGAUUAGUAUCUUCUUUCAAAGAAAAAAAGGAAAUAGAGCUUUGGAGGUCACAACUGGAGGACUGAAUCAUGCCUCUGUUGGCAGAACCUGUUAACAGAGCCAGAAUUGAGGAUAGUUGUAUUUCUCAUUGAUGUGAAUAAUAACUUCAGGGCCAGCAGGAUGAUCCUCUAUGGGGUUUAUCUCGCACACUAGGAGAUCACCAAGCUUCAUAUGUGUUGGCAAUGAUCAGAUAAAUUGAAGAUGAACCAUUUGACUGAUUAGACUGCAAAAUCGCUGUUACAAGACAAUCGCCAAGAUGACUGUUGGAGGAUUGAAGAGGGCAAUGGACAGCUUUGAUAGAAACCAAUCGGCUGUUCUUGGGAAUGGAAGAUCAUGAUAUAGCAUCUGUCUGCCUAUGAGCUUUUCUACCAUCAAAAGCUAGGAGUUUCUGAUAGAAUCUUAUUAUGUUUUUAUAUUUAGCCAGACGAUUAGAGCUCAAAAUCGGUUAAUUGGGUGAUGAUGGGUUUCUGAUAGAAUCUUAUUAUAUUUUUAUAUUUAGCCAGACGAUUAGAGCUCAAAAUCGGUUAAUUGGGUGAUGAUGGGUUUUUCUGCGGACCCAUCCUUCUCACUGGGGGAGUAGGGUGGCUAUUUAAUGAGCUCUAAGGGUCCUUGCCUCAACAUUCCCUUCUAAAUAUUCAUUCAAUCUUUAGAAGGACUAAGGGCUGCAUUUGAAGGAAAGAUCAUAAGAGAGGACUUUUGGCUUGGAGACCUACACUUUUCCCCUAACACUUGUUUUGAUUAUGGAUUCAGAGUUUGCUAGAGCAGCAUAGCGUACUGCAGCAGAAUGCUCUUCCUUCAAAGAUUAAAAUCUUUUUCUCCAAGUUCACAGAAUGCUGGCACCAUCUCGGCCUACCUCCCUCCAGGCCUGUACUGGGAUUUUUCAGUGGCUUGAAAAAUAACUCUCCAAAUUAUUUAUUGUGCAUUUGUCCACUACUGAUUGAACAAAUUAGUGAUGAUUAUAUGAUUCAUUACUUGAUUAUAUGAGGCAUUAGUCCUUUCUCCUUACCAUGCCUUCUUUAAGUAACAGACACUCGAUUUGGAUACUGGUCGUUUUUACAACCCUACAAUAGGACUGGUAGCAGCUGCUUCAUUUAUUCAUACCGUCAUCAUUUCUGUGAACAGUCUCUGUUCACAUCAGUCUAACGGAUACUCUGCCAUUCAGGUCUGUGCUUACGGGUUGUCACUGUCCCUUCCACCUCACAGCUUCUCAAAGGGUACGUGUAAAUAAUAAUAAAAUAUAUAUAUAUAUAUAUAUAUAUUUAGAUAUAUAUAGACAGGAGAGAAUAUAGGCAUGCAUUACGUGAAUCUUUGCCUUCAAGUCUACGUAUAACAGAAAUUUUGACGUUUUCUUUGUCUUGUUGCUUCAAUAUUUUUUUCUUUAUGUUGAUGAGGUUGUUGCCUUUUUCUUUUUUUUUAUAGGGAGAAGGAGAAAGUGUUCGGAUGGAAGUGACUCCGGGGAGGAGAGUUUGCCAAUGAAAGACCUGGCUCUUCAGAAAGCCCUAGAGCAGAUCACUGCUACAUUUGGAAAAGGAGCAAUAAUGUGGCUCGGUCGCAGUCCUGCCCGGCAGGAAAUUCCUGUUGUUUCAACAGGAUCUUUCGGACUGGACGUUGCUCUAGGAAUCGGUGGUCUUCCCAGGGUGAAAUUUUCUGCUUACUGUUCCCUUUCUUCAUGCCCCUAGAUCCAUUAGCUGCGAACUUCAGAAUUUAAAUUAUCUUUCAUUCCCCUUUAUACUGAAGUUAGCAACCAUGAAGAUAAACACACCCAAUUCUACUCUGUAGGAAUGUUUUUGUAUAUGGGUUGUUUCCAAUCUGAGGCUAUUGGGAUGUUUUGUGGACGUGGUCAAUCUCCCUACCGCAAUUUUAGGUGGGUGAAUUGGAUUGGAAUCUGCUGUACCAAUCCAUUUUCAGCUCAUCCUUGUCAUAUUUCAUUAUUUUCCAAGAAUUUGAAUGAAUGCUCAGAAGUUAUCCAUCUGAUGCUGCCCUUCUGGUGUGCAAUACUGAUAUUUCGUAACUUAGCCAUCUGAUGUCGGUCUUCUGGUGUGUGUGAUGAUUCCUUCCUGCUCCACUUCAAUGAGCGGUCAGUCCAUGUGGUCUGUCUCAGGGACGUGUUGUGGAAAUUUAUGGGCCAGAGGCUUCUGGGAAGACUACUCUUGCUCUCCACGUGAUAGCCGAAGCGCAGAAAAAUGGAGGUGACUGUGAUUAUUUUUUCCCUGCUUUCCCUCCACAUCCCCCAUCCCAUCAUCACCAUAACUUGUUGACGUGGCAUCAGUGCAAGAAUUUUGUGGGCCCGCAUCUGUUAAGUGUGGGGGAGUAGAAGAAGACAGAGUAGAGGGAGUGUCAUGUCGGCUAACCAUAGAGAGAUCACAAUGGAAAGGGCUCUUUGAUUAUGGAUGGGAGCUCGUUUUCUCUCUGUCACAUUGUAGCUCUUUUAUUCGCUGAUAUUCACUGGAUUAUGCUGAUCCCGUUAUACUGUUCCUUUUCUUUGAGGAAAAAUACCACUCUUUGUAUGGUGGGACUCGUUCUUGUUUCUGGCAGCAGUAAACACUAAAAUUUGAACGAUAAUCUCUCUUCCGGUGUGCAAUACCGCUGAUUAUUGUGCUUUUUUCUAAAAUCAUUCCUCCGUUGACUUACGGUGGUAGUUGGUUCUUGGGUGUUCACUUUAAUCUCCAUAUAAGAAAUCACUAAAGAUUGAUUAUCGUAAUUUUUUUUCCCCAAAAUCAUGUUUCUGUUGCUUUAUAUGGCCAUCUAUACUACUUCAUGCUUUUCAGAAUUGCUGCUGCAAGUUUUUCUUUUUGCCUUCUCCAUGUAGGUUAUUGCGCAUUUGUAGAUGCAGAGCAUGCCCUUGAUCCCUCCCUGGCUGAAGCAAUCGGCGUGCAAACAGACAGCUUGCUCCUCUCCCAGCCCGACUGUGGUGAGCAGGCACUCAGCAUUGUGGACACGCUUGUUCGAAGCGGAUCGGUUGACGUUAUUGUGGUUGACAGUGUAAGUGGAAUUCCAAUUUGAGAUCUUUUCCGCUGCCUUCAAGUGCUUCAAUUCCACGGAUUCGCAGGCUUCGAGAGAACCCAAAAAGAUGGUCUGCAUCUUCUACUUCUGGCCCCCAUGAGAGCUGAUAGAUUAAGGUUGCAUUCAUAGAAAAUAUUCAAAGAAUAUUGCAGGCAAAUAAAUAUUCAAAGAUAAUAGCGGGGAUAUAAAUAUUUUAAGAAGUUGUGUGCGUAUAAAUAUUGAAAGAAUAUUGUAUGGAUAUGAGUUUCAGGGUCAAAGUGAUGCCAGAUGAAGAUCACUGUUUAGUAGAUGUAUUUCUUGACAUGGAAUGAUGUUGCCGUGUGGAUCAGAGAUGCUCUCCGGAGCCUUGUAGAAUGUAUGAAUUAGAUUGAAUAUUUGAGGGUCCAAUCAAUUUGUCUAGGUAGCAGCGCUUGUUCCCAAGGCUGAGCUCGAUGGGGAGAUGGGGGAUUCCCACGUGGCACUUCAAGCGCGGCUGAUGAGCCAGGCUCUGCGCAGGCUGAGCCAUUCCUUGUCUCUGUCGCAGACUCUCUUGGUGUUCAUCAAUCAGGCAAGCUAGCUUUUCUUUUCUUUUUUUUCUUAUUUAUUCGAUGGAUUUUUAUGGCUGUACUUGUUAUGGCUCUUCCUCGAGGUGUUGACUUCACAAUAAUGGGUUCCUCUUUUUUCUUUUUUACUCUUCUUGUUUUGCAUUGAAUGAUUUCGCUUGCUCUAUGUGGGUGGCGUUGACUACGUUGUGUGUGAAAAGUAUAAGCUUUUGGGACCUCUUUUCCUCUUGCAGGUUCGGAUGAAAGUCAACGUGUUCAGCGGAGGAUUCGGGGCGCCGACCGAGGUCACCUCCGGCGGCAACGCCCUGAAGUUUUAUGCAUCCGUCCGCUUGAACAUCAGAAGGAUCGGCCUCGUCAGACGAGGGGAAGAGGUGAUAAUCGAUAGCCUCUGAUUCAUCCGAUCUGCAUUGCCGAGGAAUGCGUCUCUGAUUGACCCGCAUCCAUCAAGAUUAGAUAAAAAUGGCAAUGUGGGUUGAAGAAGGUGAUGGUAUAAACCGGGGUGCCCACAUCUGGUGCGGCGAGUCCUUGCUGGGGAUUCUGACUGAUUUACUUGCCUUGCUGCGCCAGACGACGGGCUGCGAGGUGCUGGUGAAGGUGGUGAAGAACAAGCACGCGCCGCCGUUCAAGACAGCGCAGUUUGAGCUGAAAUUCGGCAGGGGAAUCUGCCGCCAAUCCGAGAUCAUAGAGCUCGCCUGCAAGCACCGGCUCAUCGCCAGAGCCGGCGGCACAAACUACAGUCUGGAUGGCCGAUGCUUCCGGGGGAGAGACGCCAUUAAGCGGCACCUCGCCGCCAACGACGGCGUCCGAAGAGAGCUCGAGGCCAAACUCAGGGAGAGGAUAAUCCAGCCGCCAGGCACGAGCCGCUGCGAUGAAUCCGACUCCGACGAUCCCUCGGGGGAAGGGUCGUAG